AUGUCAACUUUUAACUUGUUCAUCACACUCUUAGUUUUUUUCUUACUUUCUUCUUCUUUCGUUUCUAGUUAUUCUGGGAAUGAUGUUCAACUUUGGUGCAACCAAACCCCAAAUCCUCAACCAUGUGAGUAUUUCUUGACCAAUAGCCCCACUCAACAAAACAAAAAAAUCAACCAAAAAUCUGAUUUUCUCCAACUUUCACUUCAACUUGUUCAAGAACGGGCACUUAUAGCCCAUGCAAACACUCUUUCACUGGCUUCAAAAUGCCGUAAUCCACGUGAAACAGCUGCAUGGACAGAUUGUGUUGAGCUUUAUGAACAAACCAUCCUUAAACUCAACAAAACCUUAGACCCUAACACCAAGAGCUCCCAAGUUGAUACUCAAACAUGGCUCAGCACAGCUCUCACUAACCUUGAGACAUGCAAAGCUGGGUUCUACGAGCUUGGGGUUCAAGACUAUGUUCUCUCUUUCAUGUCCAACAAUGUUACCCAGUUGUUGAGCAACACUUUGGCUCUGAACAAGGUUGAAUAUCAAGAACCAAGUUACAGAGACUGGUUUCCAACAUGGGUGAAGCCAGGUGAUAGGAAAUUGUUGCAGGCUUCUUCUCCAGCUUCUAAGGCCAACGUAGUUGUGGCAAAAGAUGGUUCUGGAAAGUACACAACAGUGAGUGCAGCCAUAAAUGCUGCACCAGUGAGUAGCGGUGGAAGGUAUGUGAUAUAUGUGAAGAGUGGAGUGUACAAUGAACAGGUUGAGAUAAAAGCAAAGAAUAUAAUGUUGGUGGGAGAUGGUAUCGGAAAGACCAUAAUCACAGGUAGCAAAAGUGUGGGAGGAGGCACCACAACCUUUAGUUCAGCCACUGUUGCUGUUGUUGGAGAUGGAUUCAUAGCACAAGACAUCACGUUUAGAAACACUGCUGGUGCAGCAAACCACCAAGCUGUUGCAUUGCGUUCUGGAUCAGACCUAUCUGUAUUCUAUAGAUGCAGUUUUGAAGGUUAUCAAGAUACAUUAUAUGUGUAUUCUGAUAGACAAUUCUAUAGAGAAUGUGACAUAUAUGGCACAGUUGACUUCAUCUUUGGUAAUGCUGCGGUGGUGUUCCAAAACUGUAACUUAUAUGCAAGAAACCCUCCAAACAGAAUCAACACAAUCACUGCUCAAGGAAGAAGCGAUCCAAACCAGAACACUGGCAUUUCCAUUCACAAUUCAAGGGUAACUGCUGCUUCAGAUUUGAGUCCUGUUCAAAGCUCAGUUAAGACGUACCUUGGAAGGCCUUGGAAACAGUAUUCAAGAACAGUUUUCAUGAAGAGUUAUCUGGAUAGUUUGAUCAAUGGAGAGGGUUGGUUGGAAUGGAGUGGUAACUUUGCAUUGAGUAGUUUGUAUUAUGGAGAAUACAUGAACACAGGACCUGGUUCUUCAACAACAAACAGGGUUAAAUGGUUGGGAUAUCAUGCUAUCACAAGUGCUUCUGAAGCCUCACAAUUCAGUGUUGGGAAUUUCAUUGCUGGAAACUCCUGGUUACCUGAAACUACUGUGCCUUUUACCUCUGGUCUUUGA
Messenger RNA from Vigna unguiculata (cowpea), 1551 nucleotides. RefSeq names its product pectinesterase 2-like. The record is from RefSeq and is a predicted model, not a curated record. Gene Ontology annotation, biological process: cell wall modification. Lineage: Eukaryota; Viridiplantae; Streptophyta; Magnoliopsida; Fabales; Fabaceae. Gene Ontology annotation, molecular function: pectinesterase activity; enzyme inhibitor activity.